This is a messenger RNA of Anthostomella pinea, 1494 nucleotides long. The record is from the annotation of a GenBank genome assembly. Lineage: Eukaryota; Fungi; Ascomycota; Sordariomycetes; Xylariales; Xylariaceae.
AUGGAGUCUGCACUGUCCCACAUCCGCGUCGACUUCGAGUCCAACUCGCAGCCAACCCUCCCUCAAGCCCCCGGCCGCGUCGUCUCGAGGACGUACCCUGCCGUCCCUCAGCAAGACGACACAAUUGAGCUAGAGCCCAUGAGCCCUCGUCAGAAUGACAGCAGCAAAUCGUUUCCCGCCACGCCACGCGAGGAAAGGGACCUCGGGAUGAGCGUACCCGGAACUCCUGCCGAGCCGGCUGACGACGGAGCAGUCGAAGCUCUUCCGAGCCUGAGCGAUCCGCCCAUGAACAAGUUCAGGCUGAUGACUUGCUGCACCCAGAACUUCCUGGGUGGCGUCACGGACUCGGCGCCUGGUGCUUUGAUUCCGUACAUGGAGACACAUUACAAUAUCGGCUACGCCAUAGUGUCUCUCAUCUUCAUCGGCAACGCGCUAGGCUUCAUUAUCGCCGCGCCCUUCGUCGACACGAUCCGGCAGCGUCUGGGCCGCGGCAAGACGAUGAUCCUCUCAGAGAGCUGCAAGGCCGUGGGUUACAUACCGCUCCUCUGCGCGGCGCCCUUCCCCGUCGUCGUCGUCGGCUACUUCUUCAUCGGCUUCGGCUUCGCGCUGAGCCUGGCCAUCGGCAACGUUUUUUGUGCUAACUUGCGUAACGGUACUACGAUGCUGGGCGCCAUGCACGGCAGCUACGGCCUGGGCGGCACCGUCGGCCCCCUGAUCGCCACGGGCAUCGUCUCGGCUGGCGCCAGCUGGAGCCGCUACUACAUCCUCACGCUCGGCUUUGCGGUGUUCAAUGCCGGCCUCGCGGGCUGGGCCUUCUGGAGCUACGAGAAGGAGAUCGGGGCCGCGGCCGCGUCCUCCACCCUCCUGGCGCAGACGACAUCGCGCGACGGCAACAGCGCGCAGCACGAGGUCUCGUCCAUGUUCACGGCCUUCAAGUCACGCGUCGUGCUGCUGGGCGCCAUCUUCAUCUUCGCAUAUCAAGGCGCCGAGGUGUCCAUCUCAGGCUGGGUGAUCUCAUUCCUGAUCGCGACGCGCAACGGCGACCCGACGGCGGUCGGGUACGUGACGUCCGGGUUCUGGGCGGGCAUCACGCUGGGGCGUUUCGCGCUCAGCCCGCUCGGCGCGCGCGUUGGCGAGCGGCGCUUCGUCUACGGCAUCACGGCCGGCGCCGGCGUGUUCCAGCUGCUUGUGUGGCUGGUGCCCAACAUCAUCGGGGAGGCCGUCUCGCUCUCCAUCGUGGGCUUGCUGCUCGGGCCCGUGUAUCCCUGCGCCGCAGCUGUUUUCACGCGCAAUUUGAGCCGCCGCGAGCAGGUCAGCGGGUUGGGUGUUAUCAGUGCCUUUGGGAGUUCCGGUGGUGCGGUCGCGCCGUUCACGACGGGUUUGUUGGCGCAGGCGGCGGGCACGUUUGUGCUGCAUCCAAUUGCGAUUGGGCUGUUUGGCCUGAUGGUUGUUUGCUGGUAUGGACAGCCGAAGCAGAGAAAGAGGACUGAGUGA